Messenger RNA from Tetrahymena thermophila SB210, 360 nucleotides. Its product is annotated as SCP-2 sterol transfer family protein. NCBI's taxonomy places the organism in Eukaryota, Ciliophora, Oligohymenophorea, Hymenostomatida, Tetrahymenidae. The coding region runs from base 1 to 360 and encodes 119 amino acids. The transcript has a single exon. Gene Ontology annotation, cellular component: cytosol. The record is from RefSeq and is a predicted model, not a curated record.
AUGCCUUUAAAAUCUGAAAAGCUUUUCGACUUAAUGACUCCUUUCUUAGCUGAAAAGGGUAAGGACUUAGUUCCUAAGAUUAAGGCUGUUUACCACUUCGCCGUUGUUGAAAAGAAGGGUGGUCCCGUUGUCGAAACCUGGACCAUCGACUUGAAGAACGGUAAUGGUAGCAUUAAGAAGGGUGCUGAAGGAAAGCCUGACUGCGUUUUCACUGUUUUGGAUGACGAUGUUAUUGCUAUGGCCAACAAGACCCUCAACCCCCAACAAGCUUUCAUGAGCGGUAAGAUGAAAAUUAAGGGAAAUAUGGCUGCUGCCACCAAGUUCACCCCUGAUCUCCUCCCCACCAUCCCCAAGCUAUGA